GCGGGGCUGUGGAGUGGGAUCUCGAGCCCUGGACCAUUAGGCUUCUGCCCGCAGCCUCUUUUCUCGAGGCAGCCUUUGCGCCUUGGGGCGCCCCGCACCCGGGGCUCCACAGCCCUCACUUCGGCCGCACUAGCUCGCCCUCAGGGCUCUGGGCAGCUUCUCCGGGAGCCCGCCGGGACCUCUCGACCCUCGCGCUCCCGUGGUGCUCAACAGGGUCCGCUGGGGCCAUGGUGCCCUCCCCCGAGAAGCCCGGCCCUGCGCAGGGGACGAGCGAGACAGAGUCGCUCGGCCCCGCGCUUAUGGGGGCUGCUCCGCCGCCCGGCGUGGGACCCUCAGGUGGUCCGGAGGCGGCCGCCGAGAAUGUAGAGGUAGAGUUGGUGGGGCCGGCGGGCGCCGAGCCCCCUCAGCCUCCGGACGGCGGCUGGGGCUGGCUGGUGAUGCUGGCGGCCAUGUGGUGCAACGGGUCGGUGUUUGGCAUCCAGAACGCCUGCGGGGUGCUCUUCGUCUCGAUGCUGAAUACGUUCGGGUCCGAGGACGAUGACCAGAUGGUCUUCAAGACAGCAUGGGUAGGUUCUCUCUCCAUGGGGAUGGUUUUCUUUUGCUGCCCAAUAGCCAGUGUCUUCACAGACAUGUUUGGUUGUCGGAAAACAGCUAUCGCGGGUGCCGCUGUUGGAUUCAUUGGGCUCAUGUCCAGUUCUUUUGUAAGUUCCAUCGAACUUCUGUACCUUACCUAUGGAAUCAUAUUUGCCUGUGGCUGCUCCUUUGCAUACCAGCCUUCAUUGGUCAUUUUGGGACAGUAUUUCAAGAAGCGCCUUGGACUGGUGAAUGGCAUUGUCACUUCCGGCAGCAGCAUCUUCACAAUUCUGCUGCCUUUGCUUUUAAGGGUUCUGAUCGACAAUGUGGGCCUCUUUUAUACACUGAGGGUCCUCUGCAUCUUCAUAUUUGUUAUCUUUCUGUCUGCCUUUACUUACCGACCUCUUGCUUCCAAUGUCAGAGAGAAAGAGAGUGGAAUCAAAGGAGGCAACAGAUUCUCCCUCUUUUCCAGGAGAAAGUUCAGUCCUCCAAAAAAAAUUUUCAAUUUUGCCAUCUUCAAGGUGACAGCUUACGCAGUGUGGGCAGUUGGAAUGCCACUUGCACUUUUUGGAUACUUUGUGCCUUAUGUUCACUUGAUGAAACAUGUGAAUGAAAGGUUUCAAGAUAACGACAAUAAAGAGGUGCUCCUCAUGUGCAUUGGCAUCACUUCGGGAGUUGGACGGCUGAUCUUCGGCCGGAUUGCAGACUAUGUGCCUGGUGCGAAGAAGGUUUAUCUACAGGUACUCUCCUUCUUCUUCAUUGGUCUCAUGUCCAUGAUGAUUCCCCUGUGUAAUGUCUUUGGGGCCCUCAUAGCUGUCUGUCUCGUCAUGGGCCUCUUUGAUGGAUGCUUCAUUUCAAUUAUGGCCCCCAUUGCCUUUGAGUUAGCUGGUCCCCAGGACAUUUCCCAAGCAAUUGGAUUUCUCCUCGGAUUCAUGUCUGUACCCAUGACUGUGGGCCCACCCAUUGCAGGGCUACUUCGUGACAAGCUGGGUUCCUAUAAUGUGGCAUUCUACCUCGCUGGAAUCCCUCCCCUUGUUGGAGGUGCUAUCCUUUGUUUUAUCCCGUGGAUCCACAGUAAAAAGCAAAGAGAAAUCAGCAGAACCACUGAAGGAGGAAAGACAGAGAAAAUGCUGGAGAACCAGAACACUCUGCUGUCAAGUUCACCUGGAAUCUUAAAAAAAGAGUCUGACUCUGUUAUUUAAUGUCGUAUAUACCUCCACCAGACUGGACUUGCUUUCAGAAGUUUAAGCAAGUUUUCUUUUUAUAUGAAUUGCAAAUUUCUUAUUUUUUUAAUCAUACCCUAAGAAUAGCACAAUAAUGGGAAAUGGAGCCCUUAUUACUACAAGAACCAGUUCGCGCCGCUGAAUAGCUGUCUGAUAUUUCCAAGGGUCUGAGGGCAGAGGCUCUGGUACAUGAAAACAUGUCUGGAAGGCCAAUAGUAUGGGAUUUGAAUUUAUUUCAGUAAAAAGCAACUUUGGAAACUGUGAAUACUAUUUAGCUUCUAUAAAUAUUUAAAAAUACCUCAAGCUAUACUGAAAAUGUUGCAAUUUGAUUAGGACUGGAAAUAUUGUUUGUCUCACAUACUGUUUUUAGUUCUGGUAUCUAUAUUUUAAUUUCUUCUCCUAUUUGGAAAGUUUUUUACAAAAUUUAAGCCUGUAUUCUAGGUAAUAUGAGAUCUGCCUAAACCUCCAGACUGCAUUAAAGCUGCUUGCCUGUCAACCAGGCUAUGGAAUGAAGUUCUCGCUCGCUCCAGUGUGUGGGUCUUCCUGCCCCAGAUGCUAGUGAUAUUCUCAUAAUCAGUAUGUGAGAUGAAAGGGUCCUGUUCACAGGGCAGAGCGGUUCCAAAAUCAGGCGUAUUUCUUCUAUUUAUAUUUAUUCCCUUCGGGUUUGCAGUGUGUUUUACUCAAGCAGACAGAAACGCCCCAAAUUUUUGAGUUUGUUUAAAUUUUAACAAUAAAGUACAAUAGAAUGAAUGAAAGAUAUUCUGGCAAUUUUAACGCAGAAUUUUUUUCGGACUUCGGAAUUUGUUAGCACUAGGACCUGAUAUUUAAACAAAGCCUUAUUGAGCAUGUUGUCAAGUUGCAGCUUCAGGCACAAUGGGAAAAAAAUCUUUGUGUUUGUGAAGAGACUAUCAAUUUCUGAUAGACACAGUUGCUCAAAUUGAUUUAUGAAAACAGUGGGUCUUGAAAGGUCAAAAGCAUUUGUAAGGAGAAACAACUGCUACAUUUCCAAAACUUUCUGGCUGAAAUUUGCAUUCAUGUGUAUUUUUCCUAGUGUGUUCCCCAUUAAUGUUCCCAGUGCUUUUUUCUGUGUAUAUACAGACAAUCAUAAGAAAGCUAUUAGAGGUUUAAGGACCAAGAAUUAAAACCAAAGUCAUGUCAUGACCUAUACGCAUCUACAAAAAAAAAAAAAUAGUAACACUUUCUGAGUCCCUGGAAUUAUACCUUAGUAUAUUUUUGUUUCUUAUUUAGGUCUUUAAAGUUAAUAAUAUGCAAAUAUAUUUAAGUCCUAAAUGUAGAUAUAUAUAUUAGAUUUUCCUCAAAUGUAACCAGGGAAGAAUGGUGUCUUUUUCUAAAGCACCUCCAGGAUCCACCUGCUUCUAUCGUCUCUGUAAUGAGAGAAAGUCCAUUGUCUCCCUACUUUACUUCUCAGCUAUUCUUGUUCCUGAAGGGCAGUGAACUGAUACUCCUGCUCCCUGUCUCUGGCCAAGGAUUGAAGGCGCCUGGAAAGCUUGCGGACCUGUGCUUGGUGGGAUUAGUGAGGCGGCACACAGCAGCUCGAGGGAAGUGAGGCUGUUAAACAGCUAGAAACCCAGUACCCUUGCUCUCAGUAUCAACUCUCUUGUCUGCAAUCUUGAAAGUUCAAAGUGUAUAAACACUAAAUUUGGAAUAAUUUUAAAGAGGAUUUUAAAUAAUAUUGAUUGUGAAGACCCUCAGCAACUUACUACUUCCAAUACUUCUAUAUUUCAUAUUUAGGAAACUUAGGUAAUUUGGUUUUUGGAAGGUUCUAUUGCAAAAACAAAAAUAAAAACACAGCAAAUCUACAUUUGGCCACAGUGCCCUUUUAUGUUCUUAUUUUAAACUUUUAGAAGAUGACUUAGAAAUGAUAAUGUAAUACAUUAUCAGGUUUUUCAUUUAUUCAUUUCCAGUUAUAAAAACAUCAUUUUCUCAUUAUUAGUGCUUUUGAGACAAGCAAGAACAUAUAACUAAGACCAAUCGUAAAACCUGCCUGAGACUCCUAAGACCCACCCACCCCCAAUUUUACAGAAAGAAUAAUUCUAAAGUAGAAUAUUUACUCAGUAAAGACUUCCAAAGUGCUUUCCCUUUCCAAAUUUGGCUAAUUUGGGGAGGCGGGUGGGGGCACGGAAGGUAAUAAUCUGAAACUUGAAGACUUGAUGUUGCUUUGUUAAUUUUCGUAAUGAAAGAGCAAAGUGACUGACUUAAAUAUUUAUAAUAAAAAUUAGAUCUCAGACUAUUACACAUAUAAUAAUUACAUAUAUGUAGUUUUCAGUUCAAUGGAAUGAGUCAAACAGGAUCUAUAACACCAAAAAAGCUCUAUUAUAAUAGACUCUUAUAGUACUGUGCUGUAAUAAUAUAAAGUUAAAAAGUAUAAAAGGUAAAAUGCUAAACUCUAUAAAAUGUGUAUUUAGUAAUAUGUUGUUUGGUACAAAAAGUUCUAAAAAUCUAAAAUUCUAAAAGUCCUACAAACUAAGACAAUGAAAAAUACUGAUAUCCAUAAAGAUUCGUGUUUCAAGAAAUAUUAAUCGUUCUGUCGAAGUAAAUUGUUCCUAAUUCUGAAGAGGGUUUCAGAUGGGCCUAAAUUUUUUUUUUUCAUAAUCAUCCUAAUUCUGAUAGGAUUCAACAAAUUCUCACUUGCAAGAAACAUUCAAAAGUUUCUUGCAUUUGAGGUGAACAAUAACACAAAAAGGGGAACAAUUAGUGCUCCUUUUUACAGAAACCCUGGAUUAGAUACACAGGUAACCAAUGCCUAAGGAUAUUUCAGAAAAGUUCUGGUUAAAUUUUAUUGCAGUGGAUAUUGUUAGGAUCCAUCCACUUCAGGUUAUUGAUACUUUAUUCAAUUUAUAAAUCUCUUUGAUCACAGUUACAAUGCUUAGUCUAUAACCCUACUGGAAGACUUGUAAUUUUCACUGAAAAUUGCAGAGUGAUUGCAUUAAACUUCCAAUUCUAUUCAUUUGCAUUUCAUGAUCAUAUAUUAUCUGUUUAUAUAUGUCUGCGGAUGAUCACAUGGGCUCUGCCCAGGUAUGGAGAAACCUUUAAUGCUGUUAGCUUCAACUUUUCACACUUUUUAAGUAAAUGUACACUUAAUUGUAAAGUAAACAUAUCUUUACUCUUUUCAUAUUAUCUUCAUCCUUAUCAUCCUUUUUCCCUGUACUUCCCCCAUCCUUCAAAAAUCUGCUGAAGAACAGUCCAUCAACAUCCUUGCUUAAUUCUACUGGCUGCUCAGCUGCACUCCUUACUGGUCCCUGUGGCUUCAGAGGCUCGGAACCCCAUCCAGUUUAUGUAACCUGCAGUAUGGCUUGCUCUCGGCUUGCAACUGAGAGUGCUAAUGGUCUACACUGAAAUUUUUUUUUUAAUUAUGCGAUUAAAAUUUGGGCGAAGUAUUAAGUUUCAUAUAAUUGGCAUCUUUUGUGCUAACAUAAAAUUUUAAAUGUUUAAGGCAAAUACUUAGAGAGAAAAGACUGUCAAGUUCUUAGCAUACAUAUUUUUGGAUAGCAUAAUUUUUUACUUUGAUUUUCCUGUUCCUUUAAAGUUUUGCUAAAUCUUAGUCCUGAGAGCACCUCACGGAGGAUGCAGCUCCCAGUGAGGCUGGGUCACACUUGGUGGUUUAGAGGUGCGAUACAACGGAAGAGUGUAAGCUAAUCAUCUCCAGUUUUUAAAUGUGUAAACGAUUUAAAGAAGUACUUAAAACUUAUUUAAACUCCUUAGGAAAUUUCUAACACUGAAAACUUUAUUGUUGCUGGCAUAAACAUGAAGGAGCAAUUAUUUAUGUAUUGGGUUAAAGAUGGUUGCUUUUUUCCAAUAUGUGAAAAAUAAGAGGAAGAAAACUUUAUUUCUUUUUACAUCUAUAUUAUUUUUUAAUUUGAAAGACAAGUGGUGUCUUGGCUAAUAGAAAAGUACACCAUCCAUAUAGGUUAACUGGCUCUUUAAAAAACCGAAACCUUUUGCUUUGUCAUUAAAACAAAAGCACAAUUUGCCAUUCAUAAUGGUGGUGUGGUAAUGUCGAUAAGAACACACCGCAGAAGGAAGACUUGCUACUUUACUGACAGUCUUUGGUUCUGCUUGUGUUAUACUCGCCAAUUCCUUUGGCUGAUGAUUUGGUGGAAGGAAAGUAGGAGCAUCUGGAGUGGAGUCAGAACAGCUGGCAGGCAAAGAAUCAGAAGGCUGCUCAGCAGCAGCAGGCGGCUCCUGGGCUCGCCGCUGUGUCCUAGCCGCAGCCACGUCUGUCCGUUGUAUUUGUUGGCAGAGACUAAUGCUUUGUUUGAUAAAUACACUAGAGAGUGAUAGGUUACAGUUUUCAAGAAUAAGGGGCCCAAGGCCCAGAGCUAAAUGUGAAACUGGAACACAACUUAGAAGCACAGUUAUUGAACUCUCAUAAAUGUGGACUUACCAGAUGGCUCCUUCUAAGACAAUAAAGACUCAUGAAACAAUUCAUUGCCACAUCUUUGAAUCACUGAAAGAAACCUUGAAAUUUGGGACAUAGUAGUUUACUUAGCUAGUUCUUUUUUAAAUUAUCAAUUUUUAAGUAGUAAACAUUGAUCCUUUUGACCUCUAUACAUUCACAGAAAUGCCCCCUGGUAUUAUUUUCUUGACAAAUGUAAGACUACCUCAUUUAUGACACAGAGGAGUUUAAUUUUUUAGGAGGACAUUGGAAAGAUACUGGAAAUGAAAUUAAACCUUUUUAAUAAGGUCAAUAAUACUUGAUCAUGACACUCAACUUGACUCUGACGGCGCACCUACCUCAGCUUCCGGUGUCGGGUGGAAAGCCCUGCUCCAGCAGAGGGAGGGCCCAGAGGGAGGGCGCGGGGGCCCUGGAGCAGAACGGUGAGGGGCUGCAAGUGGUUAAGGGGCUCAAAGCAGUCAAAUUUCUUAAGUGCUUUGUUCUGAUAAACGGAUAUAAAAGGAAAAAAAAAAAGCAUUAACUCAUGUGGCCUGUGGAUAAUCUAACAAAGGAAAAAUCUAUGUGUAAUAAUGAACACUUGCUAAAAUGCUUUACCAGUGGCUUUUCAAAUUAUACUGGCAGCUUGACGAGGAGGACUUGUUUUCAUUUGUGUUUUCUUGGCAGGAAGAUGGAUGAUCAUUGACAGUAGAUUGGAUGCUUGUGCCUUAACCUAAUAGCUUACAUGUUGAACUUUUAUAAAGGCUCCCUUUUCCUCAUGGUAAAGUGAGACAGUUUCCUGGUGAGGCAAUUUUUUGUCUCACGGGAGUGUUUGAAAAUGCUGUUGUUGACUGUAUCUAUAGGGUAGAAGUUAACCCACAGGUUCCCAAUUUAAUUAAAGAUGUUUCUAGCCUUUCAAUAUUCUGUUAGAAGAGUAUUUUGGAGUUGAAUGUUCCUAAGAAUGUAAAUGAUAAGAACUAUCUAUAUAAAAUAACAUUAAGAAAUCUAAUUAGCUUUGUGAUACUGGGCCUCUGAUACACAGAGUGGGGCAAAAGUAGGUUUACAGUUACAGAAAAUAAUAUAAUAAGUAAUAAUACAAGAAUAAACUCUGUGUUUUGUGUACUCACAACUGUAAAUUUACUUUAGUCCCACCUUGUCUGACUUUUAUUCUUUGCCAGAGAAUACUUACCAGUGUUUGUCAGUUAUUAAAAGAGUGGAUUUUAAAAGCAUUUUAAAUGUGUGUAAAUACAAACCUUUUUUACUGUGCUCUCCCCUAAGUUCAGUCUUCUGUAAUAUAUUCUAAUUGCUAGAAAGCAAUGAGUAAGUGUGCCUUUCACUAUUCAGCCAAUAUUGGUAUAUUAUUUCAGGGGCCUAGGGCUUGCUGAUGAGGGAGCUGUACCGUGACCCCAGGCUAUGAACAGACUGUGUAUUUGGUGCCUUCCCUCUCAUCCCACCAAAGAAAGAUUCACUCAAGACUGGUGCUAAAUUUCAUGCUUCUUUCAAAAUUAUUUUUUGCUUUAAAGUAUAUGUAACACAGUAGAAAUGUGAGAUCCAGAAGUAUUAUGUAUGUUGCAUUUUGUAUACGCAUCGAGGAAAAAAACUUAUCUAUAAAGCAAUUAUUGAGUUCAAAUAUCGACUUAGGGGUAUGUACUUUUUGUAAGCUCACAAGGCUUUAAAGUGUGAAACCUAAAACAAAAUGAUCACCAAAUUAAAACUGUAUGAUAAACAUAACCUCCAAACAUCUCUGCUCAUUGUUUCUAGCACAGUUCGAUACUAAAAAUAUUCAGUAACUCUGAGGGUAUGUAAGAAAAAUAUGUAUAUUUUAUUAUACACUUAUAUAUUUACAAAAUAACUUUAUAUUGUGCUAGUUUAAGUAGAUAUUUUACGGUAUUUUUCAGGCUUAAAUCAGAGUUUUGGGAGUCAUCAAUCUUAAAACCUGGAGGGUGAGUUACAUUUUUUUUAAAAAUUCACACUGAAAGUAUCACUGUCCAUCUUUCAGAUUUAACCAAGAGACUUAAAUUGGUAAGAAGUAUGUCUGAGUCAGUGUCAGAAAAUCCCAGACCUCCUAUGUAUCAAGGACUUAUCAGUCCAGCAUUGUGGCUGUGGCUCUGCGGCUCUGUGACUCACUCCUAAACGUCCACCCAGAAUUCCAUGUGCAUUGCUGAGUCCUGAUCGUACCUGCUCGUAGGAUUCAGAUGAAGUGGGGACCACAGGUGUUUAUUUAAUCCUGCUGUCUUUUAUAGACAUUGCCUUAAUUCUUUUUUAUGAGGAUUUGAUAAAUAUAAAUUAGAAAAAUGGUACACACUAUCCCUUUCCUAAUUAGAAGGACCAUACAUUUAGAAUCUGCUAGAGUUCACUGGAUUCUCUGUUCACCUAGAGGGCCUUUCCACUGUUAACCUGAGUCACAUGUGGGAGGGAGAAUAGGGACUUGUUCAUCAGAAGGUACAGCAGAGUGAAAUUAAGUAGCCCUUUAAUAAUAACUUCUGAUAUAACUUAAUAUAUUGUGGUUUGAGAUACGUAAGAUUGGACAAGCACAAUGCUUGAUACGUUUGUAUUUUGUCAGUUUGUUCUGCCAGUUUGCUUAUCUUAGCCUGAAAGUUAAAGCUACUGCAGCCUGCACCCUGCAGCAUUAUUAAGGGAGAGCUUCGAUACAUUAAGUAUUUCUUAGCAUAAUAUGACCUUUUUCAUGCCAACUUAUUUUAAUAUUUAUCUGAAAAGUAAUUUUUUAAAUUAUUGUGCCUAUUUUCAAAGAAAAACAUGCUUUAUCUUAACCAUCAAAACCAAAGUACUUCAGGAGCGUGCUCUACACCCCGGUGUAGCUCUGCUCCUCCCGCUACUGAAACAGGAGGCUGUUUUUGGCACAAGAGUUGUUUAAAUAUAGAUCACUGUACAAAAUGAUUACGUUGGGUUUGGUCAGGAUGAAGUAUUUUAGUAUGUGCCUUUUAAAAGUAUUUCUUUUUAAAGAGUAUAAUUUAUCAUUGAUUUUUAUAAUGUGUAAUUAACUAUAUAACCAAAAUCUUUUUAAUGAAAAGAGCUUUUGUAAUCAUUUUACUGUGGAAUAAUGUGACAUUCUCAGUAAAUACAAUAAAAACGUUUAGCAAAUUUCUAUACGGCUU
Messenger RNA from Pteronotus mesoamericanus, 9305 nucleotides. RefSeq names its product solute carrier family 16 member 10 (gene SLC16A10). Gene Ontology annotation, molecular function: monocarboxylic acid transmembrane transporter activity. Gene Ontology annotation, cellular component: membrane. The coding region runs from base 228 to 1775 and encodes 515 amino acids. Gene Ontology annotation, biological process: transmembrane transport. The transcript has 6 exons. Lineage: Eukaryota; Metazoa; Chordata; Mammalia; Chiroptera; Mormoopidae. The record is from RefSeq and is a predicted model, not a curated record.